AUGCCAUCGAGAUAUUUAGUUGUCGCUGUAAACCCACCCGUAUACCGACAACGGUACGGACACUAUGGAUUUGAUAUCAACCAUACCGUACAGUCGGAAAGAAUUUUGGUACGGUCUACGGCCGUAUCGAUAUCCGUAACGGACGACGACACAUCUCCCACCAUCCCGGAUACGAAUCGUUUCCCGGCUCUCUCCAGCAUUAUCGGAACUGCGGAUCACAUCAGUAGAACCAUGGCAAAAAAUCAGUCCUGGCAUAGAUUUCGUUAUCAUCGGCUGGCUUUUGCAUGUCCUCGACUGGAGAUCUCGCGCGUCUUGACGCAAGUGCCCACCGGCACCCGCACAACAUAUAACAACCACUUGCGCUCUCUGCGGGCGGAAGCGGUAAUGAUGGCGAUUGAGAUUUUAAGCUGUAGAAAGCACUCGUCGGCCCGUUUGUCGAGUUCCAUUCCGGGGGGACAUUGGAAUACGAAGAAAAGCAUACGUCUGGUCCUCCGAUUCCAAUAA
Molecule: messenger RNA, 504 nt
Organism: Guyanagaster necrorhizus
Lineage: Eukaryota; Fungi; Basidiomycota; Agaricomycetes; Agaricales; Physalacriaceae
Exons: 4
Coding region: 1-504 (167 amino acids)
Source: RefSeq, a predicted model, not a curated record